Arachis duranensis is the source of this 2978-nucleotide messenger RNA. RefSeq names its product receptor-like serine/threonine-protein kinase NCRK. Lineage: Eukaryota; Viridiplantae; Streptophyta; Magnoliopsida; Fabales; Fabaceae. The transcript has 11 exons. The coding region runs from base 872 to 2695 and encodes 607 amino acids. Gene Ontology annotation, biological process: protein phosphorylation. Gene Ontology annotation, molecular function: ATP binding; protein kinase activity. The record is from RefSeq and is a predicted model, not a curated record.
ACUUGCUCUAAACAAAAAAAAAUCGUAUUUGGAGAAUUAAAGUCGUACUUGGAGAAUUAAAGUUUAAAAAUAGUUUUUGAGAAAAUAUGAAUUUUUUUAUUUCUAAAAAAACCCAAGCUUGGAAUUGUGUGGCGACGCUCUCUGAAUCACGAGUGGGGUCCAAAAGGAAUAACAAAUUGGAGAAAGGGUGGCAGGUCACUGAUGGACCCUACAAAUUAAAUGAAGACAACUCGCUGCAUUGAAAAUUUUCUUCUUUACAUAUGCAUUCUUCUGAAUCACACUUUAAUGUCUUUAAAGCUAAGUAAAAUCAUAUCUUCUAUAUAGCCGUUAUUAUUAUUUAUAUAGAAAUAAAAUCUGCCACAACUACUUGUGUAAUUUGUUUCUUUUCCCAUUGAAUACAAGACAAAUCACAACUUUGCCUUAUUCUAAAUCAUUAUAUUCUUUUCAAGUAAGUAAAAUAAACAUGGUACUAAUUUGGAUUACUUCAAAUUUGAACUCACUACUACUUUGUUAUUUUCUGAGUUAAAGUUGUUUAUCACUUUGACAAAGAUUCAUUACUAUAGCUUUUCUUAAUGAAAAGAAGUAUAAUUGUCCCAAGGUUUUUUUUCAACUUUUAAAAAAGAAGAGAAAGAGUUUUUGUCAUGACUCAAUGAUUUCACUAACUCUUGUAUAUAUAAAAAUGGACCCUGAAAUUGAGUAGAAAAGAAAACCAGCUAAGGUAUGAGCUGGUUUGUUUUUGUAUUAGGAAUGAAGGUUGAUGAAGGGUUGUUUUCAAUUUAGCAAAGGGUUACUUUCAAAGAGAUGAUGAUUGGAGCUUGGAUAACUGAAAACCUUCUAGCCUCUUCUUAAUGCAGUGUAUGGGUUGGAAUAAAUGAAGCUCAAGCUCAGAGUUGCUCUUGCUAUUGUCUUCGUCUUGCUCUCGAUUCAGCACUCAUUUUCUGAUGAGCCUUCUGAUACCUAUGGCCUAAACAAGUGGAAAUGUACAUGUGCUUUCCAAGGGAACCAGAGCUACUCUAUUGCAAAUUGUUCCAAGUCAUGUGAUUGCCGUUCGGAUGCUGAAGACACUUCAUCUAUAUGGACAUGCUUAUGUAAUCCCAAUGGAUUCCCCCAAAUGGGAGUGGCAUCAGCAAAUGGCCACAACCAUAAUUGCUUCAGUGCCUGCAACUGUACCUGGGGAACUAACAGCUUGCCACUAGGUUCAAAGAAACACAUCUCCAGCAAGACUGUUGUAGUUAUUCUACUAAUAUGUGUUGUCUGUACGACCAUUGCGUUUCUUACCUCGGUCCUAUGCUAUGUCUACCGAAGGGACAGAUGUCCUAUUCAAACACCGAUAUUUUCACCAGAAAAGGAAACAAGUAGCGGUAGCACUGCCAACUUAAUUAGUCACAGGACAGUGACUUCUUCAGUGACAGAAACAAAAUUUGCUAUUGAUUCUCCUGUUAGUAAUAUGACAGGAUGCUUUCAGAAAGCCUCUUUCUUGUUUGGGAUCCAGAGGGAAACUUUUCAUGGAAACAUUAUUCAAUUUUCCUUUGCCGAACUAGAAAAUGCCACUGAAAACUUUCUAGGCUCCAACCUAAUUGGACUAGGUGGAAGUAGUUAUGUAUACCGCGGUCGUCUGAAAGAUGGUAGUAUCGUAGCAGUUAAGCGACUAAAAGAUCCAGGAGGGCCAGAAGCAGACUCUGCAUUUUUCAAAGAGAUUGAACUAUUAUCUAGACUUCAUCAUUGCCAUUUGGUGCCUUUGCUUGGAUACUGCUCAGAAUUAAAAGGGAGACAUUUUCAAAGGCUACUAGUAUUCGAGUACAUGUCUAAUGGGAAUUUGAGGGACUGGUUAGAUGGAGUGUCUGCAAAAAAUCUCGAUUGGACCACACGCGUCACAAUCGCAAUCGGAGCUGCAAGGGGCUUGGAAUAUCUCCAUGAAGCGGCUGCUCCAAGAAUUCUUCAUAGAGAUGUCAAAUCAACAAACAUUCUUCUGGAUGAAAAUUGGCAAGCAAAGAUAACUGACCUUGGUAUGGCUAAGAACGUGCGAGCGGAUGAUCACCCCAGCUGUUCGAAUUCUCCAGCUAGAAUGCAGGGAACAUUUGGAUAUUUUGCACCCGAGUAUGCUAUUGUCGGGCGAGCCUCUCUUGAAUCGGAUGUUUUCAGUUUCGGGGUGGUUCUCCUCGAGCUUAUCAGUGGUCGGCAACCAAUCUAUAAAACUACAGGCAAAGAAGAAAGCCUUGUUAUAUGGGCUGCGCCUCGCUUACAGGAUAGUAGGCGAGUAAUAUCGGAGUUGGUCGAUCCACGACUGAAAGGAGACUUCCCGGAAGAAGAGGUACAGAUUAUGGCAUACUUAGCAAAGGAAUGUUUGUUGCUGGAUCCUGAAAUUCGUCCAUCCAUGAGUGAGGUUGUUCAAAUUCUCUCGAGUAUUUCGCCCGACAAAUCGAGACGAAGAAGAAACAUUCCAGCCAGCCUGUUCCUGGAACCAGUAGAAGCAGAAAGAUCUCCAGUUCAUAAUUCAUUGCAACAAGACACUGAUCAUAGAUUCUGGGUUGGGAACAAAAACAAAGAAGCUAAUGUAGAUUCAGCUGAGCAUACAGAGAAUUUGACCCUCUUGACAUCAAAAUCCGAGAGUUGCCACGUGUCAGAAGAGGAAAUAGUAGACCUAACUGAGCCGCGAUACGAAUCAUUUUGCAUGGCAAAUGUCAAUUUCUCAUGAAGACAACUACUUGAUACAACUUUUGUUGCUUGUACUACAAGUUAUUGUGCAUGUCUUGCUUCUGAAUAUGUUGUUCUCCAUUUUUUAUUUCACUUAAAUUAUAAAGGAAGAACACAUAGGUGUUGCUAGAUGAGCACAGAAAUUUCUUUUGCAUCUUUGUACAGGAAAAAACAUAGGGUGAUAUAGGAUAUUCUGGUUCUACUUUGAAAAAAAGGAAUCAGAUUAGAUACACAUUAAAGGGUUUUGAUCAUAGAAAUAAAUUAUUUGCAAUUAUAUUUUGGUA